CGCCUAUCCCUCGAAUUACCUCAAGGCACGCACCAAAAAAUGACAUCCCUCUUUGAAACUUACAAUCCCUCGAUCUUAGCGAUCCCAGCAUACUACAUGCUCUCGGUUCUGCCUCACGGUUACGCCAUCAAUGUAGCUACGCAGGGGAAGCUCAAUGCUUGGGAUAACCGCAAUCCGCGCUCCACCGACUUGAAAGCGAGCCUCAAACAGCGCCUACCUGCAGAAACCUUCGCCAAGUAUGAACGGCUUGAGGCGUGCCAUGCCAAUGGAAUGGAGAACUUGCCUUUGUUCGCCUCGGCGGUCAUCUUAGGCAACAUGGCUGGACUGAAGAAGCAAGAUCUUACUGCAUUCGUCGGUACCUUCCUGGCCAUUCGUAUCGCAUACACGGCAGUCUAUGCUACCAAUCAGACGCAGGGAUUAGCGCUCAUCCGUACUGGAAUUUUCAAUGCGGGUGUUUUGUUGUGCUUGCGGACGAUCAUUCAAGCUGCAAGGGCGCUUGGCGGCACCAGAGUCUAGGCAGUUAUCUUAUAUAAGAUCGAGACGGGUGAUAUAAAUCUGACCGAGGAUGUCCAUAUGUCUCGAGAUCACGAAAGAACAGCGUAGUGCAUACAUCGAAGUGACUAAUUGAGCUUUUCCACGGUCAAGAUAAAGCAGUUGUAUGGUAGCCUACUCGAAUAUGUGUUGUUGUCCUUUCCGAG
Messenger RNA from Cucurbitaria berberidis CBS 394.84, 698 nucleotides. RefSeq lists its product as uncharacterized. The transcript has 3 exons. NCBI's taxonomy places the organism in Eukaryota, Fungi, Ascomycota, Dothideomycetes, Pleosporales, Cucurbitariaceae. Gene Ontology annotation, cellular component: membrane. The record is from RefSeq and is a predicted model, not a curated record. Bases 40 to 516 code for a protein of 158 amino acids.